AUGGGGGAGUGUCCAUGGGGUGUAAAUCACGCCCACAUGAUGUAAACUUUUCAAUACAGGCGUCUAAUGACGCCUCUCCCUCUGUUGUUGCCGCUGUCUUAUCCUCCCAGCAUCAGCACCUAGCCGAACUGAACAGCGACCGUUGUCGAGGAAAUGAUGCUCGACCAAGCGAGGGAGUUUGAGCAAUAAUGCUCAAUCGGGAGACGGAGGUAUUAUAUAUGGAUGAUUCGUGUCACCAAAACAUUUUAGGGAUGUCUGGGCGUCUGGGUAUCACACCUAGUCGCGGGCACGUUUGUGAAUCUCUCGUUGCGUUCUCUCACCAUUUAUGAUGCACCAUUCAUGAUGCGAGCUUCCCUCAUCAUUGAUCCCAAGAAUGGAAUGAAGAAAACGUUGAAAUUGCGCUAAGGCGAUUUAUUGUCUCAACAGGGCACCAUAGCCUGCCACGCGCACGUUUCGUUGAUUUAUAUAGCCUAUAGGCUAUACUUAGCCUACUUAUCGUCGGUUUUAGGUAGGAUAUGAGCCAUUGUAUAACGUCUUUUUGUUGUGACGACCAAGACUAUCUCAUUUGAGGGCGCCGUACAGAUAACAGGGCUAUGCAAGCCAUCCAAACAAAGGCACCCGAACAACCCCAUUGACACACCUGCUGCCCCGUCGCCACUGACAUGACAACGCUGAGUCGAAGGAGCAGGUGCAAAGGGCACCGACCUGCAGCCGGACGCGUGGACUCGAAAAGGAAGUGGGACUUCGGGCUCGCAGAGAGUAAGCAGCAUCCCGGAGGGGGACCUAUUGCAGUUUCUGGGGACAAGCACCAAGGGCAGUGCGGCACACAACAGUCACACCGGGGAAGGCUGCAGGGGGCUGUUCAGUGUACCUUCCCCACACUCACUCUCCAUACCGCACUUGCAUUAACGUUCCGUUUUCCCAGUGCAGAAAAAUGCUUAACUGCUGCUGUAUUGAUUUGAUAUCGAAUGUUGCCUCAAUGUCUGUAUUCGAAAUGAUGCCUCUAUUUCGUUUUCUUCAACCCAGUAAUUUGACCGUAUCAGUGAUGGGUAAAUGAAAAGAUUGAUAUUGAUUUAAAAGCUGGAUGGAAUCCGAGAGGGACUGAUGUGCAUACUGGUCAGGUAUCAUCUUCUCCCUUCGUCUCUGGUUCUGCUUACUCUGCUACUUGCCAGCACCAUGGGCUGUAUCCAGAGCAUCUCCUGCAAGCCUCGCAUUAGAAGGGAGAACAUUGUAGUCUACGAGGUAUCGGCCUCCAUUGACCAGUGCCCAACGGUGAUAGAGGAGAACUCGCCCAUAGUGCUGCGGUAUAAGACACCUUACUUCAGGGCCUCCGCAGGGAUCGUGAUGCCUCCGGUGCCCCGCAAUGAGACCUGGGUGGUGGGUUGGAUCCAGGCUUGUACACAAAUGGAGUUCUACAAUACUUAUGGGGACAUUGGCAUGUCCAGCUGGGAGUUACCAGAGCUCCGUGAGGGCCGGGCCAAGGCCAUCAGCGACUCGGACGGGGUCAGCUACCCAUGGUACGGCAACACCACUGAGACGGUCACCCUUACGGGUCCCACGUCCAAACCGUCGCACCUCACAGUCAGCAUGAACGACAACUUCUACCCCAGUGUGACCUGGGCCGUUCCCAUCAGCAACAGCAACACGCCAAUGCUGUCACACAUCUCCCGAGACCAGAGCUUCAUCACCUGGUUGGUUGCCAUCAACUCUGUCACCAAGGAGCGCAUCGUGCUGCAGACUGUGCGGUGGCGGAUGCGGGUGGACAUCGCCGUGGACCCUGACAUGCCCCUGGGUUCCCGGGCCUCCCUAGUAGGACGUCCUCACCAGGAGCAGCCCCAUAUUCUCAACUACCAGGAACCAAUACCCCCCAACGCCCUGGGACGACCCAAUGCCAAUGACGCCCAAGUGCUGAUGUGGAGGCCCCGCAGAGGGGCACCCCUAGUGGUGAUACCGCCCAAAUAAGGUUGUAAAGACUGAGAAAACACAAUGUGAGUAGUUCAUGGUAAUGAGGAAGUGUGGCCCAUCGAAGGAGAGGGAAAUUAGGGAAAUUUGAUAAGGGAAGUUCCCUUAUCAAACAUGGCAGCUGCAGCUCUUCACUCGCACCUACUGUCAGGGUUCAAUGGAUGAUAGAAAUCGUGAAAAAGUUUAGGUAUUUUCUCUGGACUGGACUGCAUUGGAAUUGACACAGCGGAAGCCUAUAGAGCUAGACUGGUUUCGGAGGCAGGCUCAGCACUGCAUCAGCGUUUGAUUGAGUCCGACUGUUUUUGGACGGCCACAGUGCUGUACUAGAGUUCUAUCUAUCUGCCUUUGGAAAGAAAGGGACAGAGCUAUCGGAGUUCUACUGAGGUGGACUGAACACAGAACCUAUCGUACAGUAGGUCUUAUUGCAUGAGAGAGAAAACGGUCUUUGACUGGAAUAAGAAUAGUAUUUUGUAUCAGCUGAUCACACUUAGGACAUGGAAUGGAACUUCUUACAUUGGCCAUGAUAUCCUGAAAGCUGGAAAACUCCCUCAGUGCCAAUUAUGGACGUAACAGCCUUUAACAUAGAACACUUUAAGAACACUUUGUUAAGAUAUUUAAAUGAUGAGGCAAAUAAUAUUAUAUGAAUCUUCUGUUAGUUUAAGAUAAACUGAAUCAUCCAUCAGAUUGUAUUAAGAGCACCUACUUGGCAUAAAGGUCUAAAACGAAA
Messenger RNA from Oncorhynchus kisutch (coho salmon), 2689 nucleotides. Its product is annotated as protein FAM78B. The record is from RefSeq and is a predicted model, not a curated record. The coding region runs from base 1105 to 1962 and encodes 285 amino acids. The transcript has 3 exons. Lineage: Eukaryota; Metazoa; Chordata; Actinopteri; Salmoniformes; Salmonidae.